This is a messenger RNA of Drosophila sulfurigaster albostrigata, 2368 nucleotides long. It is a transcript of the gene Rabex-5, whose product is annotated as rab5 GDP/GTP exchange factor. The record is from RefSeq and is a predicted model, not a curated record. Gene Ontology annotation, cellular component: cytosol; endocytic vesicle. Gene Ontology annotation, molecular function: guanyl-nucleotide exchange factor activity; small GTPase binding; zinc ion binding. Gene Ontology annotation, biological process: vesicle-mediated transport. The transcript has 3 exons. Lineage: Eukaryota; Metazoa; Arthropoda; Insecta; Diptera; Drosophilidae. The coding region runs from base 147 to 2255 and encodes 702 amino acids.
UCGACCUAGCGUAAGUAUCGAUGCCCUCGAAGCACAGCUGUUUUAUUUGCAAUCGAGCGCAGCUUGUUGACGGUGGAAUUCAGUAAACUCGGUGUGCAAAUUUGUGGAAAAUCAGUUCAAAAAUCGAAACAAAACCACGCCCAAUAAUGGCGAGCCGUGCGCCCAUGCUACGAAUCGGCCAGCAAGAUCUAAAGUGUCGUCAAGGUUGCGGGUUCUACGGCAACACGCAGUUCGAUGGACUCUGCUCGAAAUGUUUUCGCGAGCGCAACGAUAAGCAAAGGAAAAGGCUGCUGAUUGUUACAGAAAAAGCCACGGAGGAUAACAAUGAUAACAUCCCCAGUGGCCCUAGUUCCAUUGCCGAACGCAGAUCGCCGCAGCAUUUGCUCUCGCUGGGACGUGGCAAGAAGCAGCCAGAGACGCCACAGCAGGUCGAAUCUCCGAGCACCAUGCCAAAGAAAAAGUCCAUAGUGCCAGCGGUGCUUCAAAAGACGCUCAAGGGGAAAUUUCCCGCAGUCACAAAUCAACAGCAGCAUCAACAACAGCAGCCACAGCAAAAAAGAGUUCCCACUGCCACAGAGAACCAAUUUAUGCUGCAACUGCGGCAGAUGCGAUUGCCCGACGAUGCCAAGCACAAGCUAAAGAGUGAGAUCAAGCGAUUGGAUCACGAGAUACGCAAAUACAUGAACACGAACAACGCCAAAAAUGUGGAUGAACUCUCUGAUCUGGUGCAGAAUGCUUACACACGCUUCUCCAAUGUGGUGCACAACGAUCCGCGCUUUGAGAUGGCCACAAACGAAGAUCGCGACAGUGCAAUCGAUUUCUUUGAGAAGGUUAUAAUGACACAGAAUCACAAUUUACUCUUUAGUCCAUACUUUACCAGCGAUGAGGAGAGCGAUGUCAAGGUGCAGAAGCGUAUACGCCAAUUGAGCUGGAUCACAGCCAAGCAUUUGGACUGCAGCAUUGAUGAAGUGAAUGCCGAGGCACGCGAUUUGGUCUACAAUGCCAUCUCUGAGCUGGUGGGCAUUGAUUCCUACUAUUCGCCGCAGGAGAAAUUACUAUGCACAGUGCGCUGUUGUCGUCACAUCUUUGAGCUGUUGAAACGUGCCACUGGCGGUCCAGCGAGUGCCGAUGAUUUUCUGCCCGCCCUCAUCUUUGUGGUGCUCAAAGCGAAUCCGGUUCGUCUUCACAGCAAUCUGAACUUUGUCAAUCGCUUCACGAAUGCCUCGCGAGUGAUGAGUGGCGAGGGAGGUUAUUACUUUACCAACCUGUGCUCGGCCAUUGCUUUCAUUGAGAACUUGAAUGGCGAAAGUUUGAGCAUCAGUGCGGAGGAGUUUGAUGCAUUGAUGUCGGGUGAACAGGCAUUCAGUACACCCUGGGAGAGUGCUUUGUUGGCCUGUGAGAGUCUGCAUCUCAUUUCGGAGAACAUGAAGUGCAUGGAGCUGCUGCAGAAGCGUAAUUCUAUGAUCAACACUGGCAUCACAGACUUUGAACGCGAACUCAUCGAUUUUCAACGCGAGGUGACCGAGAAAGUGGACACCGUUAUGGCCAAGGCGCCACUGACGCUGCUGCCCAUCAAGACGCCAGCGUUUCUGAUCAAACAGGCGCGUGCUCAUCUGGCACAGGAUGGCGUUGAGGCGGCCAUGGGACACUACCAGUCCAAUCUGCUGAGUGGCGCUUUAAGUCAACGCGCUUUGUCCCCAAAGAGCAAAGAUAUCGCUCUUGAGGAUGCGCAUAACUUGACACUUAAGGACACCAGCAUAAAUUCUGUUGGACGCCUUUCGCCACUGCUGCAGAAUCAACCGCAGCAGCAGGAUCAGCUCUUUGCCUCGCCUAUCUUCAAUUACACGCCCUUCGAUGCUGUCUCACUGCUGGAGGAAUCCUCGGAUGGUGAUGUCAUGAUGUUGGGUACCGAAUUCCAAGGCGGCUUGACCAACAUUAACUACGAUUUCGAUUUGUCUGAUCAGAGUGGCGACAACAGCGUGGCCGAUGAAUCCAAAUUGAAUCUGGAUGAAUUUGAUCCAUUAGUGCAACGUCCGGUUGCUGCUGCAACUCCCUUGCUGGACACCACAACAGAUAGUUUAAUCGACUGUGAUGUGCCCGGCACUGCGGUGUUGUUGCCAUCGCCCUUGAAACCGGAGGUGGCGAAUUAUCGCGGCUUCUCCAACUUUGAUAUUCCAAGCAUUUCCUGUAAUACGGGAGAUUUCAGUUCUCUCGGCCAGGACGUCAACGAAACGAUGGAAACAAACAAAAAAUAGUUGUCCUAAUUGCAGUCAACAAAUUGUAAAUAGCUCUUCAAUGUAAUUGCACAUUUAUUUAUUUAUAUAAAACCUAACAAUCGCCAUUAUAAAUUUAAAUAAAUAAAUAUCAA